CUUGCGCUCUCUUUUUUUUUAAACAGGAAAACAAAGUUUUUUUUUUAACUGUAGAAAUGGACAGAGUGAGGGUGAGAGAGGAAAAACAGAGCUUCCACGCAGAAUGAUUGAGGGAGGCGGAGAGGAAAACAGAGAGCUCCAUCCGAUGAAAUGAGGUGAAAAUAAUUCAGACAUUAAUCAACCGAGGACGAAAGGAGGGAUUUUCUUUUUUCUCCUAUGGAAACUAAAGGGAAGGUGUGAAUGAAGAACUUAGGAGAGCAAGAGAAAGAGAGAAACACAGAACACUCAAAUCAUGUCAGAAUCCAACACUAAUGUACAUUUGUCUUCUGAUCGGAAUGGAGAGGUUCUUGGUGAGACGGCAAAGAAGGAUGAGAACGUACGCCGGGGAAACUGGGGUAACCAGAUUGAGUUUGUUCUGACCAGUGUCGGCUAUGCAGUGGGUCUGGGUAAUGUCUGGAGAUUCCCCUAUCUCUGCUACAGAAAUGGAGGAGGUGCCUUCAUGUUCCCCUACUUCAUCAUGCUUGUGUUCUGUGGAAUCCCCCUCUUUUUCUUGGAGCUGUCCUUUGGACAGUUUGCCAGUCUUGGCUGCCUUGGGGUAUGGAAAGUCAGCCCCAUGUUUAAAGGUGUUGGCUAUGGUAUGAUGGUGGUUUCCACGUAUAUCGGUAUUUAUUACAACGUGGUGAUCUGCAUCGCUUUCUAUUACUUCUUCAUGUCUAUGACCGACGUGCUUCCUUGGACAUACUGCAAUAACCCCUGGAACACCAAGGACUGCAGUGGGGUGUUGGGGUCUUCCUAUGCGAACGCUUCUAUCGCCAACACGUCCACGUUGAUGGGAAACAUCUCAGAAUUGGUGAACCAUACAGCCAAGAGGACCAGCCCUAGCGAGGAGUACUGGAAGUACCAGGUGCUGAACAUCUCUGAUGACAUUGGUAAUUUUGGAGAGGUGCGGCUUCCAAUAUUGGGUUGCCUGGCAGCCUCCUGGGUCGUGGUGUUCCUCUGUCUCAUCAAAGGGGUCAAGUCGUCAGGGAAAGUGGUUUACUUUACAGCCACAUUUCCUUACGUGGUGCUGACAAUCCUCUUCAUCCGAGGAAUUACAUUGGAUGGUGCUGUUAAUGGGAUCAAGUACUACCUGACUCCGCAGUGGAAAAUGAUCUUGGAUGCAAAGGUGUGGGGGGAUGCUGCCUCCCAGAUCUUCUACUCUCUUGGCUGUGCCUGGGGUGGGCUCAUCACCAUGGCAUCUUAUAACAAAUUCCACAACAACUGUUACAGGGACAGCAUAAUCAUCAGCAUAACAAACUGUGCAACCAGCGUCUACGCAGGCUUUGUCAUCUUCUCCAUUCUGGGCUUCAUGGCGCACCACCUGGGUGUGGAUGUGGCCGAUGUGGCCGACCACGGACCUGGGCUAGCUUUUGUGGCCUACCCAGGGGCCCUCACUCUGCUCCCCAUUUCCCCACUUUGGUCACUCCUUUUCUUCUUCAUGCUCAUCCUGCUAGGACUUGGAACUCAGUUCUGCUUGUUGGAGACACUGGUAACAGCUAUUGUGGAUGAGAUUGGGACAGACUGGAUAAUUCGGAAUAAAACAUAUGUGACCUUGGGGGUGGCAGUAGUUGGCUUUCUGCUAGGAGUGCCUCUGACAUCCCAGGCUGGGAUCUAUUGGCUGCUGCUCAUGGAUAACUAUGCAGCCAGUUUCUCUCUUGUCAUCAUCUCCUGCAUCAUGUGUGUCUCCAUCAUGUACAUUUACGGGUUCCGCAAGUACUUCAAGGAUGUUGAGAUGAUGCUGGGUUUUCCUCCCCCAAUCUUCUUCCGAAUCUGCUGGCGAUUCGUGUCUCCUGCCAUCAUCACGUUUAUCCUGGUGUUCACAGUAGUCCAAUACAAACCUAUUACUUACAAUGACUACAUCUACCCUGGCUGGUCUUUAGCCAUCGGAUUCCUAAUGGCUCUCUCUUCAGUAAUUUGCAUUCCUAUCUAUGCCAUUUACAAGAUCUGGACAUCUGAAGGGAGAACGUUUCUAGAGCGUGUAAAAAACGCAUUAAAGCCAGACCCCAGCUGGGGCCCAGCCCUGCAGGAGCACCGGACUGGUCGCUAUGCACCGAACGUCAGCUCAGGCUCAGACCUCAACCAGGAGGAUCAGCUCCUGCACGUUAAGGAGAAGCCAGAAGAGGUUAGCCUCAUGAUCCAGGACAGCAAUGGCUCUGCACACAACCCGGAGGCCAGCGCGUAAAACCAUGGUGCACCUUCAAAGCAUUUUACACACAGCAGUGGGUGAAGACAUUCUUGUGAAAACGUAACCUUUACAUAUUGCAAAGGCUUAUUAUUUCUAAUCGCUAUAGAAUUGGUUGUCAUUUGAAUAUUUAUUUUUUUUUGUCUUCAUAAUCUGAGAAUGUAAUUUUUGCAUGAAAAACUGUAACUUGUCUACACAUUGUUGUUCCAAAACUAGCAAGGUGGAAUACAUUAUUUUCAGAUCUUUUAUGAAAUCUGAGUAUGGUAAAAUAGCAACACUUGUGCCAGGCAAACUUGUAAAGUCACAGUGCUAUCUUGUUGGAGCGCUGGAGACAGAAUUUUCUGUAUAACAAAAAAAUAAAUAAAUAAAUAACACACACUGACCCAAACCCCAGUUCUCAACAUAGCAGGUGUUCCAUUUGCCAUUUUUUAUUAAACUUGCUAUAUGCUAAAGUCUCAAACUAACCAAUCAAUAGUGUCUGGGGAAAUAUAUAUAUAUAUAUAUAAAAGCUUGUUCAGGUCUUGUACAAAACAAAUACAUGAUGAUAAUUGUUUAAGUCUUCAAGUCUCAUUGUUUUACAAAUAACCUAUGGUUACUGUUAUCAUGUGUCCAUCAGUUCCAGAAUUUAACUAUAUUGAACUAUUUUGGCCUGGAUUUUUAUUUUAUUUUAUUUUUUGACAGUCAAACAGGCUCUUCCAAAGGAAUCACAAACAGCAAUAACUGUUUGGAAACUGAGUUCUACUUGUACACAUGAUGGACUGAUUGGACUGCAGCUUAACAUCGAUAAAAUGAAACAGACCUUUUUGACCCAAGCAUUAAUGAUCCAAGUGUAAUAGAAUAUACUAAUGCUGCUGCAUAAAAGUUUAAGAAAUACUGUGCUCCAGCUCUCUAAAUGGACAAUCUGAUUCAUGAAGCACUUCCAUAUCAACAGUUAGGACCAUGGUGAAACCAAGCAACCAAUGAACGACGGAGGAAAUGUUUAAGAAAUGUUCAUGUGUUCUCUGUGUUUCAUUGGUUGCCUGGAAAAGUUGCCUAAAAGAUGGCUUGUGUUUACAUCUGCUGUUUAAAACUCAUAUUUUUUUCUAAAUAGAAUAUUACAUUUAAGAAGGGAGCAUAGGCAUUAAAACAGUAGCACAAAUUAUGAAAUUGAAUUCAAUUACAAACAUACACUGCAGAAUUUCCAUUAUCUGAAACUCAGGUGACAAGGAUAUCAGAAUACUUCAUAUAGAGCUGCAACCAGUAGUUGAACUGCAAUGUAACUACAUUUUUUAAAGAUUCAGUUAAAAAAAUUAAAUACAAAAAUAAAAAUAUUGUACUAUAUUUAAAUUGAAAAUAAAAAAAAAGUGUUAUCCCCCUAAAAAAAUGUCAAGCUGCAUUGAUUUUGGUGCAAAUUGCAUGAAUUAUUGAAAGACAACUGCAAUGUCUUUAACUGAACCUCAUUCCCUCUGUGUCCUCAGUGAGCCCGUUCUUCUCUUCCUUGUACAGUGAUGUAAAGUUACACCCUUAGGGAGGUUCUUCUGUGUUUUUUUUGUUUGUUUAGUACUGUAUUUAGGUUGUAUAAAUGGGUAAUAUUUCCUCUGUGUAGUGUUGAUUUGCUGUGACGUAAUGUAAGUAUUAUAAGCGCAGCAUAGUGCCAGUAUUGAUGUUUUAUAAUUGUAAUGAUUAUCAAUAUCUUUUAACAGAACAGUUUAUAUAAAUCAUGUUAUUUUUUCCAAAUUCUCUUAGAUUCAGGCACCUCUGUUCCCCAGUUAUAGCAACACCUGCCUCACCUAAAAUGUGAAGCCAGCUGGUAAAGGAGCAGUAAAUUGGGACAAGCAGUGUUAAAGUGUUUAGCAGUAUGAAACUUUAACUACUAUACAUUUUAAUUGUUAUGGUCACUAAGUUUUUACUACAAUUUAUGUAACAAUCGCUAUACUGCCCUUAUGUGCAGUAUAUACUGUAUUUAACACACAUUUGGCUUUUCCCUGCAGUGAUUUAAAGAUUGCGCACCAUUCUGUUAAGCACACUACCUGCAAUGAGAAUUACUUCUGGACUAUGAAUAUUUUACUGGCAAAUAUUACAGGUAGUCUGUGACUUUUCAACAAGGGUGGAGUGUACCAGAAUACACUAAAAUAUAACUUAAAUGGAACCCCUUUUAUAUGCAAUAAAUAUAGGCAACAUAGCCUCACCAAACCGUCCAUCCAAAACUUGGCACAUAAAUUACAUACACAGAAGUAGUCCCACACAAUUUAUGCAUUUAGCAACAGAUACCCUUGCAGAUGCAGAAAACUACAAAAAACUAAAACCAGCAAAUAGGUAUGUGUGGACAAAGCACAGGGCCCUCAAUGCCACAUGCAUUGUAGGGACCUUUUGUCUCCAGUCAGGUAUAACCCUAAACCUAAAAAGCAGUAGCUGUGCAUACAUUUUUCUCUUGGUAUGUGUAUAUUGUACAAGGUUAACAUACAAACUAUAGUUAUAUGCACUAUAGGUUUUUAAUGGUAUGUUUGGGAUAUACUUGCGAUAUGAACUUUUAAGAAGGUAUAAUAUGUAUGUCAUAUUUGUGUUAGUAACGUUGUCUACUGAUAAAGGAGGGUUAUAUUUUUGUUUAUUUUUUCAAGCGUAUUUCGUACCAAUAGGAAGUUGUUGUAAGUAGCAAUAACCUUGUAACACCCUCAUAGUAUAAUUAAUAUGUCUGAUUGAAGAAAAGUGUAUUUGUAUUUUGUUAACGACUGUUGAUAAAAUGUAGUUUGUACCAGCAGAGCAACUAAAAAUAUUCAAACAUUAGAAAAUGAAGGUGUUAAACAACCAGUGACAGUGUAGGGCAUUUUGCACAGCUGCAUUGUCAUGCUUUAUCAAUGCCUUUCACCUGAAAAAAGCCUGCAGUUUAGGGGCUGGUUUCCUGCAUACUUUAAUCUCACUAAAGAUAUUGACAAGUGACCUCAUACCUAUUUUUUGUUUUAAAAUUUUAGAACAUAUAUCUCAUUCAUCCCAGAUGGUUUACAAUGCAAUUUCUCAAACAAUUUACAUAAGCUCAGGUUUUACUUCAGAUGGGACUUUCUGCAGCUCUAACCAUUACAUUUUGUGUUGCACUUCUGUUUCCUGAUGUUUAUCAUUGUAAAGAUAAAGGUAUAGAAGUGUGUACUCACAUGUCAGAGAUAUAAAUUAGCCCAACUCCUUUUUUCUAUUAUUUUUCGUUCUUUUUUUAAAAUUUUAUUUAAAAAUAAGACCUUUUAAAAUAAUAAAUAUAACAGUACUGGUGUACCAUGUAUUUGUGCAUCUAUAAAAUAUCAGUAGUUAAACAGAGAGUUUAGUCAGUCAGUAUGUGUAUAGUAUGUCAAUAUAACAAUAACUCUUACUACUGUUUUCAGUGGUAUAAACUGAAUAUUAUAUGAUAUUAUACACAGACUGGCGAUGUGUGUGCAAGGAUGGAGGGGAGGGGGGACCAGUCUCCAUUCAUGCCAGGUGCUGUGGAAGAACUCUUGUUGAGGUAGAGCAGCGAGUAAAAUCUAACCUUUUCCUUUGACAGAAGUGGAUUCCCUUGUGUGCCCUUUACUCUGUGCAGAAUACCCUGUUUGCCCAUUGUGAAACAGCAUUGAGUAUUUGUAUUAUCACAAUUUUCGUUUGAAGUACGGAAGUCCGAGCUAGCUUUAAAAUAAAAUAAAAACCUCUAGAUGAUGUGUACAAUACUGUGUUAUGUUAUAUGAUUCUUUGUUAGACAUGCAAAUAAAGAAUAGCAAUUAACCUUAAAA
Molecule: messenger RNA, 5949 nt
Organism: Polyodon spathula (Mississippi paddlefish)
Lineage: Eukaryota; Metazoa; Chordata; Actinopteri; Acipenseriformes; Polyodontidae
Product: sodium- and chloride-dependent glycine transporter 1-like
Exons: 13
Coding region: 293-2221 (642 amino acids)
Biological process (GO): glycine import across plasma membrane; sodium ion transmembrane transport; neurotransmitter transport
Cellular component (GO): plasma membrane
Molecular function (GO): glycine:sodium symporter activity
Source: RefSeq, a predicted model, not a curated record